This is a messenger RNA of Drosophila gunungcola (fruit fly), 1521 nucleotides long. RefSeq names its product acyl-coenzyme A thioesterase 9, mitochondrial. NCBI's taxonomy places the organism in Eukaryota, Metazoa, Arthropoda, Insecta, Diptera, Drosophilidae. Gene Ontology annotation, cellular component: mitochondrion. The record is from RefSeq and is a predicted model, not a curated record. Gene Ontology annotation, biological process: acyl-CoA metabolic process. The coding region runs from base 104 to 1432 and encodes 442 amino acids. The transcript is spliced from 3 exons. Gene Ontology annotation, molecular function: fatty acyl-CoA hydrolase activity.
UAAAUCAUUUUACUUUCCUCUAUAAUGACAAACCAAUUUUUGAUGUACAAAAUGUGGAGAAAAUCGGAAAGUUUUGUCUAGAACUCGAACCCGUAAGUUCACAAUGCAUUUGGGCAGUCGGGCGGUCGCGGUCCGACGUCUGUGUCCGCAGCUUGAAGUUCUCCGUCAGCGGUUUGUGGAGUGCGCUGGGAACCAACUGGAGUCCGGGCACUGCUCGGGCACCAUGGCAGACGUGGCCAAGAAAAUUCGAGAGCACGUGGGCGUGGAAGGGGGCUAUCACGCCAUCCCCAAGAGCCGGGAUGGGCUGCUCAAGUUCCAGCCGAAGCGCAACGAGUUGCCGAACCGCUCCAUGAAGGAUUCGCACACAACCGCCAACGUCCUCCUGGAAUCCGAUGCCCUGAUGAGGGAACGCUUUGUUUACGGGUUGGGCUUGUUGCGCAUGGGCCGGAUAAUGGAGGAACUCGAUCUUCUUGCCGUGUGGAUCUGCCACCGACACAUCUUUCCGCCGCUCCUUCCCAAAGGCGUUCCACUGCCGUACACGUUCGUCACCCUACUGGUAGACCAUGCCCACUUCCUGGUCGAGAAGUUCAAGCCGGAUGUGGACGUGUCUCUCUCGGGCCAUGUGUCUUGGACAGGCAACAGCUCCAUGGAGAUCACGGCGUAUGUGCGCCAAAGCGGGCUGGUGCUGGCGAAGGCCAUUUUUAUGAUAGCAGCUCGAAAUGCCACCAAUAGCAGACCGGCCCCAGUUAAUCCCCUGGUGCCGGCCGACGAGCUGGAGGACUGUAUCUACAAAGAGGCCCUGGAGCGGCACAAACGGCGGACGGAGAAGUUGGCGCGCCUGGAGUCUAAGCGGCAGCCCACGAUGGAGGAGGAGCAGAUCAUGUACGAGGUGUUCACCCGGACCAAGGGCAUCGAGGGGCCUUCAGAUACCGCCACCCUGCCGGCGGACUGCCGCUGGAUGUCCGAGUGGCAGCGCAGCACCCUGCUGCAUCCGUUCCCGCAGAACCGCAACGAGGCGAACACAAUCUUCGGGGGCUUCAUCAUCCGCGGCGCCAUCGAGACGAGCUACAUCACGGCCUGCCUCUACUGCGGGGACUAUUCGGUGAUCCGGUUCAUAUCCGACAUAACGUUCACGCACCAGAUUCCCGUGCACAGCUAUAUGAAGUUGAGAGCUUACGUGGUCUACACCCACGACAACUACAUACAGCUAAUGACCGUGGUGAUCGCCAUCAAUGGCAACAACUUUACGGAGUUCCAUUGCAACACCCUGCACCUGACAUAUAUCUGCAAGCACAAGGUUCCGGAGAUCCUGCCCAGGAGCUACCACGAGGCGUUGUGGUACCUGUCAGGUCGUCGCCACUUCCAACGCUUCCUUACCUCAAUAAAUAGGGACAUGGAGGGGAGUGGAUCGUCGAGCGCGGGUGAUGAUUAGGACAAGAAGCAAUAAGUGAUCCAUUGGGAACGGAAGUAUUAAUUAAAAUUUAAAUUCAUUUAAGGGGGGUUCUACCUAGUUGCCCUCAA